AUUAAGAAAAAUCACCCAUCACCAAGACUUGAUGAACAUUGGCGAAUGGCUGCAAAAUCGCCUAAACUCUCACUGGCCUGUACCAUUCUCAUCUUGUCGCACAAACUCUCAUUUGCAUCCGCUUCAUGUUUCACAUCUAUAAUCAGCUUCGGGGACUCAAUCGCAGACACUGGAAACGCACCUUACCUAUCGCCGGAAUCAGGCCGCCCACCGUUCUACACGUUGCCUCCCUAUGGCGAAACAUUCUUUAAUCAUCCCACCGGACGCUGCUCUGAUGGCCGUCUCAUUAUUGAUUUCAUUGCUGAAGAGUUUGAGCUUCCGUUCGUUGCGCCAUUUCUUCAAGGGGGAAGAAACGGUAACGUCAACAGCACUAGUUUUCGUGACGGCGCGAAUUUUGCGGUGGUCGGAGCCACCGCGCUGGAGGAUUCAUUUUUCGACGAAAGGGGAGUCACCGUUCCUCUUGCAAAUGUGUCUCUGGUGGCUCAGUUACGCUGGUUCAACCAAUUCCUCUCCAAAAUUUGUCCUACUACUUCUUCAGCAGAUUGUAAAGGAUUUAUUGAGACAUCUUUGGUUCUUGUUGGAGAAAUCGGUGGUAAUGACUAUAAUCAUGCACUCCUUGGAGGGAUCAAGGAAGCAGAAGUUCGAUCAUUUGUUCCUCACGUUGUCAACAUAAUUGGUUCCGCUAUAACUGAACUUAUCAAUCUUGGGGCGGUGACACUAAUGGUACCAGGGAAUUUUCCCAUCGGAUGCUCGUCUGCUUAUCUUACAUAUUUCCUGAGUGAAAACCAAGACGACUACGAACCCGCGACCGGUUGCAUUAAAUGGCUAAAUAGGUUUGCCCAAUACCACAAUGACUUGCUCAAAAAGGAACUUGCCCGAAUCCGAGAACUUCAUCCUCAUACCACCAUCAUUUAUGCUGAUUAUUACAACGCUGUUAUGGACCUCUAUCGUUCUCCAAUCGAGCAUGGAUUUGCAGGAGGAGCUCUUGGGGCAUGCUGUGGGGGAGGGGGGCCAUACAAUUGUAACUUGACGGUGCACUGCGGAUAUCCUCCAUCAAACACUUGCGACGACCCAUCUUUGUAUGUGAAUUGGGAUGGUAUGCACUUCACGGAGGCUGCCUACAAAUGGAUAGCUUUGGGUUUACUCAAAGGCCCCUACACUACACCUCCCCUCUCAACAGUUUGUCCUGCCCUAAUUUCCUCAUCGCAUGGACGACUCUAUCAUCCGAUGUAGCAACAAAUGAUGGAAAUUACGGCAUGUCCAGGGGGGGUUAAGCGUAAUUACACAGCUUCUUCCUGCUGCAUUAUGAAAGUUAGAUUCAGCUAAUUGUAGGACACUCGCCAUCAAUUUUAGAAACUUACCUUGUUAUUUUUAUUUUGUACCAGUUACUAAUUAGCACGUACGUGGUUAUAUUUCUAUGGUAUGCA
Messenger RNA from Sesamum indicum (sesame), 1427 nucleotides. Its product is annotated as GDSL esterase/lipase At1g28570. Gene Ontology annotation, molecular function: hydrolase activity, acting on ester bonds. The record is from RefSeq and is a predicted model, not a curated record. Lineage: Eukaryota; Viridiplantae; Streptophyta; Magnoliopsida; Lamiales; Pedaliaceae.